AGCCAAGCCACCGUGGGUACGGAGAUGCAGUAGGUACCUUAGGUAUUUCCUCGCUCUGUCGCUCUGUCGCUCUGUCCCCCUAUCCGGACGGAGCCCGGAACAUGCGGUACUCCCCCGGUGGCUCCGUCUACUUUCGUCUCCCGAUUCCGGCCCAGCCAGCCAGCCGUUGACCGGUUCAUGCCCCAUGAAUAAGCUCCCGUAACACAACACAACAUCACCAUCGCAACAACAAAAGGCCACAAUGUCUCCCUCAACCCCAACCAACCCGCCCCCCAUCAUAGACGACAAAUCCCCCCUCUGCAUCCCCUUCAUCCUCACCCACCUCCAAGCCCACCUCACCUCCCCACACCGCAACCGCCCCUUCCUCGUCGGCCUCAACGGCGUCCAGGGCAUAGGCAAAACCACCCUCGUCCGCGCCCUCGCCACCGCCCUCGACUCCCAAGGCCACCCGACCCUGGUUCUGAGCAUCGACGACCUCUACCUCCGCCACGCAGACCAACUCGCCCUCGCCGCCGCCCACCCGGAGAACCCCCUCCUCCAGCACCGCGGCCAGCCGGGGACCCACGACCUGCCCUUAGCCCGCCGCCUCUUCCACGACCUCCUCGCCCGCCGCCCCGCCCGCGUCCCCUCCUACGACAAAGCCGCCUUCGCGGGCCAGGGCGACCGCGCCCCGUCCGCGUCCUGGCGCCCAGUCAACCCCCCCUUCGUCCACGUCGUCAUUUUCGAAGGCUGGUGCGUCGGUUUCCGUGCCCUCCCCGACGCGGCCGCCGUGGAAGCACGCCGGGCGCGGCCCAGUCGCACCCUUGCUUCCCAUGCGCUGCCGGACCUCCUCUUCGUGAAUGAUCGCCUGCGCGCCUACGACGACCUGACGGAUCUCCUGGAUGCCUUUGUUCAUCUGGACGCGGAGGACGCGCGGUAUGUCUACGACUGGCGGCGCGAGCAGGAGGCCGCCUUGCGCGCGGAGCGCGGUGCCGGCAUGUCCGAUGAGCAGGUCGUUCGCUUUGUCGACGGGUACUACCCUGCUUAUGAGCUCUAUGCCGACAACCUCCGCAAGGGCGUUUUCCCUGACCGCCCUGGACGCCAGCUGCGUAUUGUUGUGGGGAAGGAUAGGAAGGUGAGGCAGAGCCAUGUCCAAUAGAGCCUACAAAGUGGGUAGAUGCUCGGCGAAUCAUCUGCUUGGAAGAAACGAGGGAAUCCUCUGUAGCAACAUCAUAUCGUCGCCAUUGCUCUAGUUUUGUGUCAUAAGAAAGAAGACAAAAAGAAGAAUAAUAAUAAAAACCCCAUGUAUCA
This is a messenger RNA of Sodiomyces alkalinus F11, 1290 nucleotides long. RefSeq names its product D-glycerate 3-kinase. Lineage: Eukaryota; Fungi; Ascomycota; Sordariomycetes; Glomerellales; Plectosphaerellaceae. Gene Ontology annotation, biological process: SRP-dependent cotranslational protein targeting to membrane. Gene Ontology annotation, cellular component: cytoplasm. Gene Ontology annotation, molecular function: GTP binding. Bases 242 to 1138 code for a protein of 298 amino acids. The record is from RefSeq and is a predicted model, not a curated record. The transcript has a single exon.